CUUAGUGUAUAUUUACAUAAUUACACAUCUGAAUAACUAACUUGAAAUUUAAGUAAAAACACAAUAUUUCAUGAUUUUCCAAGCACAUAUUUACAAUACAGCUUGAUAUGCGUCUUGAAGAUAGAAAAAUAUAAAUUCCCUCCUGCCUUGUGCACCAAAAUCGAAUAUACAAGUGUUUCUUACGGAAACACGAUGAAAACAUAAUAAUAUCCCAGUACAGGGUGGUAAUACUUGACAUAGCAUUGUGGGAUAAGAAGAGGACACUCAUAACAUAAGGAACAUAUUAUAAUGCUGUAAAUCAUCCCAGUAGCUGCUCCUUAUGUAUUCUAUUGCUGCCCCUCUCCAGGACAAGCAAGCUCCCCUUAUUCUAUCACAUCAGAAAAAAUUGCAGUUUAACACAAUGCAUCCCAUCUUUUUGGCCAUCUCUAUCCCAACAAGCUUGGGAGCUGGUGGGAAAGCAGGGUUUUAGGGUGGGGGAAGCCAAAUUAUGCCAAAUUUGGACAUUCAUGAAAAGUCUAAGAAUGAUUUGCCAUAUUUUGGAAACUGGGGAAAUUUCAAGCUUAGCUUAAUUUUACCUAAGCGAAGCUUUGCUCCCAGUGGAGUCAUUAAAAAGACAGCUCUCAUUGGCAUGGCCCUUAUUGACUGAAUGAGAGAUACAAGACAGCAUGCACAAUUUCAUAUUGGAAACUAACACACUAAUACUGUAUCCCUCCAAGCAAGCCUCAUCAGCAUGGAAAUAGAACUGUGAUGCAGUGAAAGACGUGUAAUAUCACUGCAACGUAACCAUGCAUGACCUCACAACAAAACCCAACACACACACACAAUACACAUGUUGUACAACUAGCAGGAGCCAUGUACCAGUGUCGACCCCUGGCACUCGCUGGCGUACGUCUGUACAGCACCAAGGCAGCACACACCAAGCAGGCCAUAGACAGAAUCAUUCGAGUGGACCAUGCCGGGGAGCUUGGGGCUGACCGAAUCUAUGCUGGACAGAUGGCAGUUCUAGGCAAGACAAGUGUUGGACCAGUCAUCCAGCACAUGUGGGACCAAGAGAAGGAGCACAAGGCCAAGUUUGAGGAGCUGGUACCCAAAUACAGAGUGCGACCCACUGUUCUUCUCCCCAUCUGGAAUGUUGCUGGCUUUGUUCUUGGCGCAGGAACAGCGUUACUUGGGCGAGAGGCAGCGAUGGCAUGCACGGUGGCAGUGGAAUCCGUCAUCACUGACCACUACAACUCCCAGCUGCGGGAACUCAUCAAUCUUGGCGAGGAAGAGAACAAAGAACUUAUAGAAGUCAUCAAGAAAUUCCGUGAUGACGAAAUGGACCAUCACGACACAGGCCUGGCUAAUGACGCUGAACAGGCCCCAGCUUACACUGCCUUGAGUAAUGUGAUCAAGACAGGGUGUAAGGCAGCUGUGUGGCUGUCUGAAAGAAUCUAGUUAGCAGGGUUUUGUAGGCCAAGUAAUUGAUCUCCUUAGUGGGUUAUUAGUCUUGUAUGAACAAUCUGCCUUUCUGGUAAAGUUAUUGUGAUCUGCCUCUUCCCUUGACAGAUGUGGGAAUUAUUUGCUACAUGACUAUCUUGUAUCUCCAUCCAUUACACUCAUACUGGGAGUGCACAAACCUUUUUUGUGAUACUUGGAUAUAUGUAUUUUCAUUAUUCAUGGUGUCACUGCCUAGUGACAAACAUAGGAGAUGACUAUAUUUUUACAUUCUGCUGUCACCCUGCAAAGAAUGACAAACACACCAGAUCUGUCUCUCUCCUUACAUUCUGCCAAGUCUUUUCAAAUCUAAUUGACUCUUUCUUGGAUACACAUCUUUUGAACAUGAUUUGUAUGUGACUGUGCUUGUUAAUUUAUAUAGACAGACAUCUUCUAUGCCUAUAACAAAUUUUACAGUUCAUUCUGAAUUCAGAGCAUAUUUAUUCAGUAUUAAAUGUUAGUCAUGUAAACCAUAGUGUAAAUAUAGUUAAGUUUGAUCACUGGUUUUGUAAUUGCUUUGAAAUGAAAUAUUUUUUUGA
This is a messenger RNA of Scylla paramamosain (green mud crab), 2015 nucleotides long. RefSeq names its product 5-demethoxyubiquinone hydroxylase, mitochondrial-like (gene Coq7). Bases 790 to 1437 code for a protein of 215 amino acids. Gene Ontology annotation, cellular component: nucleus; mitochondrial inner membrane. Gene Ontology annotation, biological process: regulation of reactive oxygen species metabolic process; ubiquinone biosynthetic process; regulation of gene expression. Lineage: Eukaryota; Metazoa; Arthropoda; Malacostraca; Decapoda; Portunidae. The record is from RefSeq and is a predicted model, not a curated record. The transcript is spliced from 4 exons. Gene Ontology annotation, molecular function: 3-demethoxyubiquinol 3-hydroxylase activity.